Apodemus sylvaticus (European woodmouse) is the source of this 2199-nucleotide messenger RNA. It is a transcript of the gene Trpv6, whose product is annotated as transient receptor potential cation channel subfamily V member 6. Gene Ontology annotation, cellular component: membrane. Gene Ontology annotation, molecular function: protein binding; calcium channel activity. Gene Ontology annotation, biological process: calcium ion import across plasma membrane. Bases 16 to 2199 code for a protein of 727 amino acids. The transcript is spliced from 15 exons. Lineage: Eukaryota; Metazoa; Chordata; Mammalia; Rodentia; Muridae. The record is from RefSeq and is a predicted model, not a curated record.
CCAGCCUUCCACCCCAUGGGGUGGUCACUGCCCAAGGAGAAGGGGUUAAUACUCUGCCUAUGGAACAAGUUCUGCAGAUGGUUUCACAGACAAGAGUCCUGGGCUCAGAGCCGGGACGAGCUGAACCUGCUGCAGCAGAAGAGGAUCUGGGAGUCUCCUCUUCUUCUAGCUGCCAAAGAAAACGAUGUCCAGGCUCUGAGCAAGCUUCUCAAGUUCAAAGGAUGUGAGGUGCACCAGAGAGGAGCCAUGGGGGAAACUGCGCUUCAUAUAGCAGCCCUCUAUGAUAACCUGGAGGCCGCCAUGGUGCUAAUGGAGGCUGCCCCAGAACUAGUCUUUGAGCCCAUGACUUCGGAGCUGUAUGAAGGUCAGACUGCACUGCAUAUUGCAGUAAUAAACCAGAAUGUGAACUUGGUCCGUGCUCUGCUUGCCCGAGGGGCCAGUGUCUCUGCCAGAGCUACAGGCUCUGUCUUCCACUACAAGCCUCACAACCUCAUUUACUAUGGAGAGCAUCCUCUGUCCUUUGCUGCCUGUGUGGGUAGUGAAGAGAUUGUUAGACUGCUCAUUGAGUAUGGAGCUGACAUCCGGGCCCAGGACUCCCUGGGAAAUACAGUACUACACAUACUCAUCCUGCAGCCCAACAAAACCUUUGCCUGCCAGAUGUAUAACCUGCUACUCUCCUAUGAUGGGGGAGACCACCUGAAGUCCCUGGAACUUGUGCCCAAUAACCAGGGACUCACCCCUUUCAAGUUGGCUGGAGUGGAAGGCAACAUUGUGAUGUUCCAACACCUGAUGCAGAAACGGAAACACAUCCAGUGGACAUAUGGGCCACUGACCUCCACACUUUAUGACCUCACUGAGAUUGACUCCUCAGGAGAUGAUCAAUCCCUACUGGAACUUAUUGUUACUACCAAGAAGCGUGAGGCUCGCCAGAUCUUGGACCAGACACCUGUGAAGGAACUGGUGAGCCUCAAGUGGAAGAGGUAUGGGCGGCCCUACUUCUGUGUGCUGGGUGCCAUCUAUGUGCUAUACAUCAUCUGCUUUACCAUGUGCUGUGUCUACCGCCCGCUCAAGCCCAGGAUCACUAACCGCACCAAUCCUCGGGACAACACUCUCCUGCAGCAGAAGCUCCUUCAGGAGGCCUAUGUGACCCCCAAGGAUGAUAUCCGGUUGGUGGGGGAGCUGGUGAGCGUCAUUGGGGCUGUGAUCAUCCUGCUGGUAGAGAUUCCAGACAUCUUCAGGUUGGGGGUCACUCGAUUCUUUGGGCAGACCAUUCUUGGGGGGCCAUUCCAUGUCAUCAUUAUCACUUAUGCCUUCAUGGUGCUGGUGACCAUGGUGAUGCGACUCACCAAUGCAGAUGGAGAGGUGGUGCCCAUGUCCUUUGCUCUGGUGUUGGGCUGGUGCAAUGUCAUGUACUUUGCCAGAGGAUUCCAAAUGCUGGGUCCCUUCACCAUCAUGAUCCAGAAGAUGAUUUUUGGUGACUUGAUGCGAUUCUGCUGGCUGAUGGCUGUGGUAAUCCUGGGAUUUGCUUCAGCCUUCUAUAUCAUCUUCCAGACAGAGGAUCCUGAUGAGCUGGGUCAUUUCUACGACUACCCCAUGGCACUGUUCAGCACCUUUGAACUCUUCCUCACCAUCAUCGAUGGCCCUGCCAACUAUGAUGUGGAUCUGCCCUUCAUGUACAGCAUUACCUACGCUGCCUUUGCCAUCAUCGCCACACUGCUCAUGCUCAACCUCCUCAUUGCCAUGAUGGGUGACACUCACUGGAGAGUUGCCCAUGAGCGAGAUGAGCUCUGGAGAGCACAGGUUGUGGCCACCACUGUGAUGCUAGAGCGGAAGCUGCCUCGAUGCCUGUGGCCUCGCUCUGGGAUAUGUGGGCGAGAGUAUGGUCUUGGGGACCGCUGGUUCUUGAGGGUGGAAGAUAGGCAAGAUCUCAACAGACAGCGCAUCCGCCGCUAUGCACGGGCCUUCCAGCAACAAGAUGGCCUCUACUCUGAGGACUUGGAAAAAGACUCAGGGGAAAAACUGGAGAUAGCACGUCCCUUUGGUGCCUAUCUGUCCUUUCCUACACCCUCGGUGUCUCGAAGUACCUCCCGAAGCAGCACCAACUGGGAAAGGCUUCGACAAGGGGCCCUGAGGAAGGACCUGCGAGGGAUAAUCAACCGGGGCCUGGAAGACGGGGAGGGCUGGGAGUACCAGAUCUGA